Pelobates cultripes (western spadefoot toad) is the source of this 35911-nucleotide messenger RNA. The record is from the annotation of a GenBank genome assembly. NCBI's taxonomy places the organism in Eukaryota, Metazoa, Chordata, Amphibia, Anura, Pelobatidae.
AUGGCAGGACCUCAGAUGGAGGACAGCGCUCUGGACAUGGUGACAUGUGAAGAUGAUGGCGAGGAUGAGGAAGGAAUACAGAAUGGAGCGGAGGAAGAUGAAGAAUGUCAGGAGAUCAUCGAGCCAGCAGAGGUGAAAGCAGAGCCUGCUGAACAAAGUGACAGAUUGACCCCCCAGGAGGAGGAAAUGGAAGAAGAAGCUGAAGCUUGCGCUGUGGAAUCUGGUAUUUUAUUCUGUGUUAAAAAUGCUCCCCAUGUUAACCCCCUUAAGGCUUCUUUUUACAGGUGUGCAGGACAUUGAGGACCAGAGCAAAUUUGGGAUUUACUGUUUGCUUUGUAUGGUUUAUUAUUAUUAUUAUUAUUAUUAUUAUUAUUAUUAUUAUUGUACUUAUUUUCAAAGCAGUUAAAGGGACUUUAGGCAGCAUAGCUACUAGUGCACACUGUACUGGCUAAAAAGGCUUAGUGCCAUCCCCUGGUUUAAUGGCUUAGUAAAAAAAAAAAAAGCAUUUUUUAGCAGAGAGUGUAGGGCAAACCUAUUCUCAACCCAUAUUAAAUGAGACGCUGGAACUUCUGCUUAAGGUAUAUGUAAAGAGGAGGAUUUCCCAGACAAUGGAGACCCAGGUAAGGUCCAAACCAUUUGAAAGGUGCUUAUAUUCCCCAUUUGAAGCAACACUUUAACAUUACAGCUACAGUGCACUAUAGUGAUUAUGGCACUAGAAGUAGCCUGGCAAGUUUGACUCUUUACAGUGGAGUGUGUGUGUGUGUGUGUAUAUAUAUAUCACUUUUUUUUUUUGCACUCUUUGGGGUUGUAUGAAAAACAAUUGCUUGCAAAAGCAGCAGACUUUUCGACUGCAACCUUUGCAAGCCCUCUCUCUUCCUAUUCUUAGAUAGUCCUGUAAAGUAUUGUUCUGCAUGAAAAUGAGAUUUAAUUUUCAGGGUAAAAAUAUAAUCUUGCCUUAUUGUAAAUCAAAUGUAAGAACCCAUAUUAUAGAUUCAGAAAGCGCAGUGGCUAGCUACAGCAUUAAUUAGGAGAAUAGAAGAUUUUAGUUGUAAAAGGCUAAAACUUUUGAAUCUGUUUACUUUAGCAAAAAUGUGGUCUGUGUGGGUGUGUAUGUAUAUCCAGUUUAAAAAGCUCUCAAAUUGCUUUCUGGUGAACUGUUUAUCUGUCUUCCUCCCUCACCUCCUCUCCCCCCCACCCCCCCAUUAUAAAUAGUAAAUCGGUUUCAGAAGGUUGACCGUAGUCUUUCUACGCAAGGACUGGCUGUGCAGGACAUAAAUUAUUGGCUGAGAGAAAUCCGCUGAUUCUGUCCGCCUAUAACAUAACCCUGCACUGUUUAGUUUAGAAAAUCCAAUAGGGGACACAGCUGUAAUCUAAGAGAAAGUAAUACGCAACAUAGUGUUAUAUAAUUUACCAUCAAUAUUUCACCGCUAUAUAAUUGAUCUCACAGGAGAUAGUAGUGUAUCAGCAUUUUAAGGUGCUUCCACCGAUGUAUUGGGGUCCUGCAUAGGUAGCACACCCAAUACCCUCUGUCUGACUCUGCUCUAAAUAGGCACUUCAACGGGAUAGAACGAUGUAGCAAAAACAUUUAUUAGAGAGGAUAAUAAAAUACCAUCCAACGUGCUUCUUUCUUAUAGGAUUUCCGGGACCAUCAAUUAAAGCAACAAUCAAAAUAUCUGACAUAACCCUCCCCUCCUGUUUAAAUAGAGCAGAACCUCUGAUUCCAUUGGUUCUCGGUUGGGUAUGUGUUGCUAUGCGUCGGACAGUAGAUAUUAUUAUCCUUUUUUAAUUUUAUUUUUGCUACAACUUUCUAUUUCGUUGUUGUACUUUGUGGAGCACACAGUGGGUACUGCAAAAUAUUUACGUUAAAUUGUUUUGCGCUAUGUUUUUUUGUUUUGUUCUUUGUCCUUGUAGAAUUCAGGAUUUUGUAUACUAUUGUUUGUGGGAAGGAGUUAUUGGCAAAGUCCCCUGGGGGAGCUGCUAUUGACUCCUUCACACCAGCAAUAACUACACGUUAAAGGACCACUAUAGUCACCCAGACCACUUCUGCUCAAUGAAGUAGCCUGGGUCCCGGGUCCCCCAGGUUUUAACCCUGCUGCUGUAAACAUAGCAGUUUCUGACAGCCACUAGAGGCGCUUCUGCGAGGCUCAAUACGAAAAUCGCAUUGAGCAUGCAGAACUCCCAUAGGAAAGCAUUGAGCAAUGCUUUCUUAUGAGCAGUUUAAAUGUGCGCGCAGCUCUGGCGGCGCAUUCGGCUCCACUCGGGAGCUGACGUCGGAGAGGGAGGAGAGGUCACCGUGCAGAGGGACCCCGGCGCUGGAUUAAGGUAAGUGGCUGAUUGGGUUUUAACCCCUUCAGCCCAGCGGGAGGGGGGCUCUGAGGGCGGGGGGGACCUAAGGACUAUAUAGUGUCAAUAAAAAGAGUUUGUUUUCCUGACACUCUAGUGGUCCUUUAAGUCUUACUUUGUUUUGUAUAAUCCUGUUUGGGUAUAUUGUGUACUAUAUAAUAGAAGUGCCUAAGCAGAAGCUUCCAGUAGGUAAGAGGUCAAACUGUUUAAGAAUUGAUUCACUACUUACAGUGGUUAUACCAGGACACUCUUGGCACAGCAACCAUUACAUUGUGGUGUAGUGGUUAUGGUGUUUGUUCUUUUAAUGGAUGGUACAAAGGGCAAGAGUUCACUCAUUUAAACUUUAGAGAUUUCACAUAUGGUCAAAGAAAGGAAUCUUUACUGCAGGAACAUGUGUUUUUCCUGUAUUUUCUUAAUAAAGCAUAACAGCAUUUAUUUAUUCGUUUAUUUUAAACUGAUCCUUCAAGGAUAUAAUGGUUAAUAUGGGAAACAACUUGUUGAUCCAAGUAGACAUCUGGCUGCCAGUUUUGAGUCUGGAUUGGAUUUGUUUUCACUUUUGUGGCAAAAUUAACAAUUGUUUAAAAUAAAUAUUUUUUUUUCCCUUCUUCUGGAUCAAGAGAAUAAUACUAGAUGCCCACCACCUCCUGAUCUAAACCUAUAUUCUUCAGGAUGAACUUUUUAGAAGCCUAAACGGUAUAGGAACACUCCAAGCACCAUCACUACUACAGUCCACUAUUGACUAGUGACUAUGGAGCCAAGAGUGUCCUUGCACAGGUAGACCAUUUUUUAAAAUUGAACUUAAACGUAAUUAAACUUACCUUGGGUAUGCCAGUUACUGCCUCCUUUGCCACUGAAAGAUCCCUGUACUAAACAUAUUCAUGCCGAAAGAUAUAUUACUAGUCAAUACCUCUUAGACAACCCUUAUAGUUUAAUACACCAGUAAAAAUGAUAAUCUGCGCUAAAUAAUAUUUCUCUCCUACUCCUAUAGUAAUCAGACAUAUAAAUGGGGAACAAGACAAAACAUUUUUUUUUUUUUUUUUUAAAGUAAAACUGGCAGUGGUAUAUCUGUAAAUAAUUUUUUUUUUUUUUUUUUAAAUCCAUACACGCUGUUUUGUCUGUAUCAAUAUCACUGGAAUGUGUGAUAUAAAGACGAAACGUCUGGUUGCCAGGAUACAGGGAAGUCGGUACGUCCGGUAAUACCCACGAUCAAGGAGAAGGCUGCAGCGCGUACGGCAGUCCGAAUUCAAUGGCACAUAGACUGCUGAUUGAUAUAAUGCAAGUUUACCUUGUAUUCUUUACCAUACAGUUUUUAUUUUUUAUUUAUUUAUUUUCUUUCUUUUUAUUUUCAUUGGUUUCACGCAAGGUAGUAUUCUUCUCCGUUCUUCUAUGUCCACUGCGAACGUGGCAUUUUAUGCCAGUCUGCAAGAUAAGUUUCAGGUUUAAAGUGCCAGCUACAACACACAGCGCAAACCUUUUCAUGUGCCUUACAACUAUUGGAGUGGCAAGGUUCUCUAAAUUAGAAAGCGCAGGUACUCUGCGUGAACUUUUAUUAAACCGCAUCUACUAAGGUUGACCUUUUAACAGCUGAUAAAUGGAUUUUUUUUUAGUGAGUUUUUUUUUUAAAUGGAUUUUUUUAUUUACAGAUAUACCACUGCCAGUUUUACGUAAAAAUUAUUUAUUUAUUUUUAAAGUCCUCUUAUUUGAUUUGAUCUAAUUGUAAUAUUUUAUUGCACCCACAUGUGUAGGAGGGACAUUUUUAUUUAACACGGUUAUUAAACAAAACAUUUCUUUUGGUGUAUAUAAGGUGUGGGAUCUCCCCAAACCAGUUUGCCAGGUAGUGGGUGUCCUGCUUGGAUAAACAGCAGCUAUAUGUUAACCCAGUGAAUGCCAUAAAACUUUAGAUUUUGUUAACAAUCCUUAUAGCUUAGAUCACCACUUCAGAUUCACCAUUAUAGCAUAUGUUCACGUUCCAAAUGCGGUCACCUAAUAUAGCUUGGUAAACUUGUUAAGAAAAAAGGGGGAAGAAAUCUAUCAAAGAAAUUAGGUCCACAGUAGGUGUCUAGUUUCUGCGAUGAAUUGCUGAAUUAUUUGUUUUCCCUUUUUCUUACAAGCCUGCACUGAACAAAGUCUUGCGGGACAGGGCUUAGCUCACAGGCUGAGAGUACUAAUGCUCUUAGCUAAUGAGCCAGCUAUGCACAGAAUGGACAAAUUUAAGGUUCCAGGGAACUCGCGGCACCAUAACUACCACUGAAGAAUGUUUUGGUACUCGAAGUGUUUCUUUUUAAUUGAAAGGUUUCAAGGGUCUAAACUAUUACUUUGGAUUCCAGAAUGUCUGACGAAAGAAAAAGUUAUCAAAAUCUUCCCGGUGAGGGAAUCAGCAGAUCCUUAAAUCAUACCCUCAUGUCCCAAUACAGAAAUAUUGCAAUGAUUGUAAUCCAGGCUGAUCUUACUGAAGAUGCAGAGAAAUAAGGUCAACAGAGGAAAGAUACAAGCUGGUUGAAAACAAAGAGACUGAGCGAGCAUCAAAAAUAUCUGACCUCAUAUUCCUGAUUGAUGAGAAAUGCAUCUUCUUGUUCUUGUGAGAGGUCCUGAGGUCUAUCAGUGGUCUACCAAAUAACUUUGUUUCCUGGAAUGUUGAUUUAGCUCAGAUCCCAGUCUGCUUGAACCUCUGCUGUGGUUGUCUUCCAUGCAAUUCUCAGAACCUCUGUUGUAGAUUGCAGACAUAACCUCUAUAGGUUUUUGACCUAACUCACAAUCUGGCUGCAUAGUUAACAGUGGAAUGUAAUGUGUGUUCCUCUUUGGUGAUUAAUAUGUUACUAAAGACUGGUUGUCAGAUCACACUGAAAGGGACACUCAAGAUCCAUAAAGCACUUUAGCUUACCAUCAAACAACCGUUCCUGUUACUUCUUGGUUUAGUUUGCUCUGUGGAGGUAAACUCAAGAGGCCGCAAUUGCUCAGAGCUCCUGCCUUGCAAAGACUCCUGAUUGAGCUGCACUGUGGUUGGACAGCUGUAGAAAAUCUGGACGUGGUUAGAAGAGGGCUUGCAAAGACAGCAAACAAGACUGAGAACGGCAGGUUUUGCAGUUGUUUUAGAUAUACCCCAAUGUAAAAAUGCAUUAUUAAAUGCAUUGACCAGUCAGCCUCUAGAGGCGCUUCCGUAAUGUAAGUGCACUUUUGGUCCGCUAACUGACGCUCUACAUCCUCACGCUCUGCAUGAUGACAUCCAGUGUCAGCUAUUUUCCCAUAGGGAAGCAUUGAUUCCAUGCUUUCCUAUGGGGGGGGGGAGAGACUAAUGUGCAUGAGGCACUUGCAUGUGUAUUAACUCCCUCUUGGAUGACGUCGGAGGUGUCAAGAUUAUUUGAUCCAGCACGUAGAAUUGUAUCACAGCAAGGACUAAUAGGAAACGUCUUACCGGGCCUUAGAAUGGCCUGACUAAAUGUACCAGAGAAUAGUCAGAAUGCUAGCCAAGUUCAGGGACACAUAAAGAGAGGCAACAAUUAGGCAAAGCCAGAAGUCAGGGAAACCAGAAUACAAGGAAGUCAAUACUGAGCCAAAGUCAAUAACCAGAAGUAAACGUUCAGAAACACACUCUCGGCCAACCACUAGGGAAACCAUGACAGGGCAAUGAUGAAAAGGCAUAAGGAGUUUAAAUAAGUCUAUUUCCGCUCUGACUGGGCAAAAAUCUGCAUUUGACCCCAGAACGUGCGUGCGUGUCUCCCGCAUGACGUCACGCGCAUGCUGACGGCAUCAAUGUGGGGCUAUAAUUUGGCGUGGAUCUGCAGCUGCCGGCAUCCAUCAGCAUCUUGAAGGAGUGCGAUAUACAGAGGCACGGCCUCUGGGUGCAAAUGCCGCACGGUGAGGCUGAACAUGUUACAGGAAAGGGGCAUCGGGUAAAUGUUUUUUAGCCCUUUAUUCACAGCGGCGGGGGAGGCAGAGGCAGCUAUAUUCCUGGGACUAUAGUAUCCCUUUUAAGCUCUUUUAAAGGAGCUAGUUAUCUCUUGCUAUUUUUAAAGCAGCGUCCGAGGCCACAAGAAUUUUGGUGAAAAUUCUUGGAGCUGACGUUAGCUCAAAGAAGGAUUUAUUAAAAUGUGCAAAUAGUCAUCUUCUAUGUCUACUGGUGCAAUUAAAUAAAAUUCCAAAUUACUUGACUUGCAUGAGUCUGAAACUGCCCUUCAGCUUCUAUAGCAGAAAAAGGUGGUGUAAUCGCAGACCCUUGUAGAUGAGAAAGAACUGGUAGGGGUUAUAAUGAAUUUUGUGUAGUUUUCGAAAAACCAGUCUCUUAGGGUGGACCUAUGGGGGAAGAGGCCUGACCCACUGAAUGGUGCUCUUUCUGACUUGAGAAAAGCGUUUUGUUUUUUUAAACCAUGAAAUAAAUAAUAUAUUCCUUGUUGGCCAUUUCUGUGGCUUUAGUGUGAAAACUGCAAUAAAGAAUUCAUAAAGAAGUAUAAGUUCUCUGUGCUGCUUCUGAGGCGUUUACACUGGAUUAGACAUCUGGUAAGAAAGCCAAGUUAUUUAUUAAUAUAUAAACAUGGUUAUGAAUAAAAAAGGUCAGCUAAUAGUAGAAACAUCCUUCAUCUUUUUAUUAAUGUCACAGUGCACAGGAGAGCAGGUAUGGUGCACAACAGGGUGCUGACUUGCUCUCCACAGUUGGAAUACCGAUCAGAGUUUAGGCUUUAUCAAAUUUGAAUUUUGUACCAAAACCACUAUUUGCUGCUCGUAUGUGCAGUAGUGCCUUAAGAUAACUGUGGAAUGUAAUGCAGCCUAUGUGUGUAUUCCACGUUCAUAUUACCUAUUCCAACAUGGUCAUCCUCUGUGAUCGAAUGCAACUGCCCCUGGAGUAUAUACCCUCUGCUUAUGUGUGGAAGAGGGGAAGUUUAAUACCUAAACAUGGUUUACUAAUCCCCAGGAUGCAGCCAGGACCCAGCUGUGAAAGUGUCCCUGAAUUGAAACAGUUUGGUCCCACCAACCUCCCUAGGAACUAUCCAUCCUGUACUGUGAGAAACCGGUAAAGACUGGGCACAUUUAGCUAAGAGGAGCAUUUUUAUCAGAAGAGACAUCUGAUGCCAGCAUUUUGUAAUUAUGUGUGCCCCACCCACACGUUACAAUAAAAUGUUAAACUUUUAUUUUUUUAUUUUUUUACCCAGUUGCUUUCAACACUGUAUGUUGUGAAAUCAACAUGAAGCUUUCCCCAUUUUUUUAUUUUUUAUUUUUUUUAAAAAUCUUUAUUUUUGAGGUGCGUUGAAAUUCACGUAACAUGUGACAGGGUUACAGUAUAGGUAGGUAAAGUAGAAGCAAGAAAUAUUUGUCGUAUGUAACGCACCAUUUUUGGUAGUAUAUAACAUGGUUAAACAUUGGACAGAACAAAGGUUUUACAUGACAUGUGUAUCUCUUUGUAUAGUUUGUAGACCUGAUUUGAACAGUUGUGCCAAAGCUUGUUCCGAGGCCACUUUGUGAGUAGGCCCCUGACAUCUGGAAGUAUAACUAGAUAGAAAAAUGCAAAUAUCUUGCCCGUUUAGCCUAAAAAAGGUAAAUUAAGUUAAAUGCGGAGAUUGCCCAACAGGUUAACAAGCUCUUAGUUCACCAGUUCCUGACGACUCUCUUGUUGAUCCAUCUUUCGGGCUGCAGUGUGUCUCUGUCCCGAGAGUCUUGGGGCCGCAUUCUGCAGUCUGGAUUCCCUUGGGAUGAAGGGGACCACCGUGGCUGGGUCCCAAAGUCCUGUUGUUGCAGUUCCAGUUGUCUCAGGGUUUGGAGUAGAGAUCCCCAGGUUACGUAGGAAUGUUAGUGCCUCACUCAUUAUUGUUAGUGUAUGAGUAAUCCCAUCUCAGGUGAGUAUGAUUGUACAGUUUGCAACCCACUUGUAGGCCAGGUUUGCUCCUCGGAUUUGUGCAGUGACCGUGCCAAAAGCUUUGUGUUGCAGAAGUGUUGCCUUUGUGUGGUCAUGGUAGAAUGUGAGAGAGGUGUUUUCAAACAUUAGUGGCGUUUUACCUCUUAGGGCCGACAUGAUUUGGCUCUUAUCUUGGAUUGUAAGGCAUCUGAGGAUCACAUCCCGGGGCUGAGUAGGUUUGAGUGGGGUGGUGCUGGCGAGACGGUAGACUCCAUCUAUGGUGAUUUUUUUUUUGCCGCUGUGUGCGGCAGGAUUGUAAAUAAGAGUCUGCGGAUAUAAUGUGGGAGUUCCUCUGCCGUGAUUGCAGCUGGGAUUCCCCUUAUUUUAAUAUGGGUGCGUCUUUGGCGGUCUUCCAUCGCUGCUAAUUUGUGUGUGAGUGUUUGCUGAGUGGUUUGCAUUUGGAUUAUUGAUUCAUCAAGUUUAGCUAGUUGGCUCUGCACUGCCAUCACGUCUUCCUCUGUGGUUCUCACCCUUUCUGUGACCGCGUGUACCUCCGUUUUUAAGAGGGCGGAAUCGGCGGCCAGCAGUUUGUGGAUGUCGGCUAAUAAUAUUUUUAGGUCCCGUUUGGUUGUCAGGGCAGAGUCAUCAGAGGGGUCUUGCACCGAGGUUAGUGGGGUCUCCUCGCCUUGUUGUUGUUCCCGGGUCGGGUGGUGUUUGGGUGUCGCCACUUGCGGUACUUCCGCGGACACGGGUCUGUGAGGAGUAGGCCUCUGGAGCAGCUCUCCAAUGUCCCUGGUCUCCGUUGCGGCUUGGGGUUUUUGUGAUCGUCUGUCCAUUGCCUGCGUGUGUGCCGUCGGGGUUGAGGUAUGUGCCUGUUCGGCUCCUCUUGCCGUUAUGCUUUCCAGCAGCUCCCCCAGGUCCGGGAUCGAUGGCGUGUGGUAGGCCUGAGACCUUCGUUUCCUUUGGGGUAGUCUCUGGGUGGCGAAGAAAGGCAUCAAUCAUUGCCGGCUGGUUUACUGGAGCGGGUGGUGAGGGUUUCGGGUUCGGAUCGGGCUCGGGUUGGCUGAUAUUUGUGGGAUUGAUCAGAUAUGAGUCGGAGCUGGCAGAAAUGGCGUCCUGUUCAUUUGCUUGUAGGCUCCGCCCCCCAGCUUUCCCCAUUUUUAACAAUGAUAAUUGUAAAGACUUGCAUUAAUUGAAAGUCACUGGAGGCAUCCUUGGUGACAAAUUUUAUUACUGCCAUUUCUCACAAACAGCAACUCCUGUUACAUUUGUCAGUGAUGGUACUGGGUCAUUGAACCAAACCCACUAAAUUAAGAUGUAGCUUUUUUGGUGCUUUGAGUAUCUGGUUGUUUGACCUGUCUCUCCUCACUACCAUACAUUUUUGGGUCCUGGAGACUAUCUGCUAGGAGCCUUUGUUACUUUCCUAUUAUUAUGCAUGCAGGUAAACAAAACUGCCUAUCCACUAACAAUACUGGAUUUUCCUGAAGAGGUCGUUUUUUUUUUUUGUUUUGUUUUUCUUACCUUCUCUUAUUGCACAGUGUGUUUAAGGAUUUGUUUUUAUUAGACUUUUGCACAAUGCCUUUCAGGUGGGUCAAAUACAUGAAAUUAUUUUUAAUUCUUAUUAAUAAUUUUUUUAAUUUUUUUUUUGGAGGGUGUGAGGGGGUCUUUUUAAUCAAUGCCUGUAUGAAUCGAUUUGUCCAGAUUUACUUGUGAGGUGUUAAUAAUUAGAUAAGACUCCACAGGUAAAUUCCAGCAAAUAGAUCAAUUCCUUCGGGCAUUUAAUUUAAAGGAAUUUGAUUCAUUUGACCCACCUAAAACGCAUUUGAACAAAAGUCUAUUUCUUAUCUGCUGCUUCUGUGGCAAAGUGCUGUAAGAUCAGUUUGAAAAUGAAACUUAAAAAAAUUAUAAUAAUUCAUGGCCAGGGGAGUUGUGGAUAGAAUUGUAUAAACUAAAUUAUUUAACUCCUAAAUGCCAGAAAAUUGAGAUGGGACACAGCACGGAUAUAGAAAUCAUAGAAUGUGAUAAGAACCAUUCGGCCCAUCUAGUCUGCCCAAUUUUCUAAAUACUUUCAUUAGUCCCUGGCCUUAUCUUAUAGUUAGGAUAGCCUUAUGCCUAUCCCACGCAUGCUUAAACUCCCUCACUGUGUUAACCUCUACCACUUCAGCUGGAAGGCUAUGAUCUAUACACCAAAACCACUUCAUGAAGCUUAAUUUUUUUGGGGGUGCAUAGUGUAUCCCUUUUUAAAACAGAAUAUGUAUGUGGAUUUAAAGGUACAGCAAAAAGUUCCAAAGCAAAGUCUAUUUAAGUUAGGAUUGAUUAACAGAGAAGAUGUAUGUGGAUUUAGAGGUAAAUUGUAUAUAUCAGUUUGAGAUGUUUUUUAUAUAUUAAAUUGUGAAUGUAGAUUUUGUUUCCAUUUUGUGCCAUACCCAUUCUUGUUUGCAGAUGAAUUUGCACAGAAAGAGCAUCAUGGGAUGAAGAACCUACAAGAGGAUGAAAAACAAGGUCGUACAUAUCAUGAAUUUAACGAGGAGGCAUAUUGCGAUCGGUUAGGAAUUUUAUUUUUUCUUCACGUUUCUUAAUGUGUUGGCUUAACAAAUCUUUAAACCUUUUUAAAUGUUUUGGUUCUCGUCCACUUUGGUAAAUGUAUUUUUACAGAGCAUAAUGAAAACUGAGUGAUGGGUGAAGAUACGAUGGGUGAGGAACUAAAAGAAUGGAGAGAGCAAUUUAAUCGGGGGGGGGAAUUAAAAAUGGGAGAAAGCAGUAGACCUAUAAAUGCUUUUGGCUCUUGUCCUUUUAUUAAUGUCUUUCUACCACUGUAUUAAACUUCCCUGGUCCUGGCAAGAUUAGCAGGCAAUGGGAGCACAAAUCCAUGGUAAAAAUAGCUGUUAAUGGCGCACCCUUCAUUCAUUCGAAGGGUGGUGGGCUGGAUGGGGCAAUGGGAAAAGAGGGGCUUUAGCAGUGGGAAAAGGGUGAACGAGCAUUAUCUUGGUGGAAUGCUAUGGAAAAAUGGGGUGGAGAUUUGGAGCAAUUGAAAACUGGGAGAAGCUGAUGGAAAAUGAUUGAAGGUGAUGAAAAACAAAUUUAAAAAAUGGUGAGUAGAGGAAGAACAUAAUGGAAGCAAUGGGAUGGGUGAAAAUACAAUGGGAGACUGUGCUAAGGAAUGGAGGGAGCAAUGACAUGGGGGAGAAAUUAAAAAUGGGAGGACGCAGUGGACAUAUAAAUGCUUUUGGCUCUUGUCCUUUUUUAAUGUAUUUCUACAACUAUUUAACUUCCCUGGUACUGGCAAGAUUAACAGGCAAUGGGAGCAUAAACACAUGAUGAAAACAGGGUAGUUAUCAAGUGGUGUAGGCAGAGUUGAGGGAUUAGGAAGAAGUGGUGGGGGCUAGAUGGAGGCAGAGAGGAAUGUAAAAAGGGGGAAAUAGCAUAGUGAAAAAUGGGCAGAAGGGGAUCCACUGACAUGGGAGAAUAAAGUGGGGAAAAUGCGGGAGAGAAGGGUGUAGCGCAAUGGAAAGCUGGGAGAAAUAGAGCAAAAAGGUGGAAGGUGAAGUAGAGGGACAGAAUAAUGGAAAAUGAGAGUUGAGUGAAAAUACAGCUGGGGUGGAAUGAAAAGUUCAAUGGCAGAGAGAUGAAGAAGGAAAAAAGAUGGUGCAAAGGAAUGGGAAGGGAACGAAAAGAAUAGAGGGAGCAGUGGAAUGGGGGAGAAAUAAAAAAAAUGGAAAGGAAGAAGUGCAUGUAUUACUUAUCUCUAAAUCUUUUUAAAUGUUUUUGGUUAUUGUCCUUUUGUUAAAUUUUUUUGUGACUGUAUUUAACUUCCCUAGACCUGGCUAGGUUUGCAGUCAGUGGGAGCAUAAAUAGAUGAUAAUUGUAUGUCCUCCAUUCUCUCUGGCUAAAUAAUGGCUUGUGGAAACAAAAUAAAACUCUUUGCCCUUAUAGCCGACAGAGAGAGCCCACUUGGAUACCAACAAGCAACCAUCCUCGUACUUCAAAAUAGAAACAUAGGGUAAUGGGAGUGGAUGGUGGCUGUAAUUAUUGAGUGGAGUAGGGAAAGUUAUAGGAUGGGUUAGGGAGACAAAAAAAAGAGAACAAUGGAAAUAGGAGGAAAAGGGGUAGAAGGGGAUCAAUGGCAUGGAGGAGUACAAUGUAAAAGCAGGGGAGGGUUGAGGAAAAGAGGUAGAGCAAUGGAAAACAAGGAGAAGCAGGUAGAAGAUGAUGGAAAAGGGGAGUAGAGGGUGAGCAUAAUGGAAACAGUAGGAUGGGUGAAAAUGGGAGAUAAAUGGGGAAACUGUGCAAAGGAAUGGGAGAGGAACAGAAAAAUGUAAUGAGCUGUGGAAUGAGGAAGAAACGAAAAAGGGGUGUCAGAGAGAGAGAGAGAGAGAGAGCAAUGGAAAAGGUCAAGGGGAGGAAAAGUAAAGGAAAAUGCUUGGUAUGUUGCGCAGUGGAAUGGGGAUGGGUGUAAGGAAAGAGCAGUUGGAAAAGUAUAUUUUAGGUUUAGGUCUAAAUCAAAGUCUAACCCUAAAUGUGAUGCAAACCAUAAUCCUACUUUGCUAACCCUGAAUGUAAUGCCUCUUGAAAAUAUUCUGUAGUAACAGUUUUUAGUUAUAUUUAAUUUAAAAAAAUAAAAGCCUGAAAAAUGCAAAUGUUGUUUGGCUCCUAAUUUUUGCUCUUCCUAGGUUUUAGGCAAUUUUGUCAAGACCUAGGCUAGGAGGUUUCCAAGCCCACUGAGUGGAACAGGGAUUGCCAAAUCCCUUUUUAUGUCAAGUGAACUAUUACUUGUGCAUACCAGGAAACUGGGAUUGCCGUAUGACACACUACCUUGCUCCUAGCCCAUUUAUUUUAUAAAUAUUGAAGAGGACUGAUUAUACAAAGCAAAAAUCUUGUUAAAAUAUAAUUCCAUGCUUUGUGAGUAUCAUAAAAUGAAUAAUAAAGGGACCAUGUGGUGAAAACUGACUUGAAAGACAACCAUGAACAAAGUUCAGGGAUGCAGGGAUUGAACUGUGGCUACUCCUUUGGUUUAUAAGCAAACUUGAAAACAAGGAAAAGAAAAUUUAAAUCACCUACUCGCAGUCUAGUCACGGCAAGCUCUGUGCCUUGGCGUCUUCUGACUGGUCCUAUCAACGUGUGAUGCAGCUUCCACCAAAAUUAUGGCAUCUGUUGUUGCCAGAGAAUCCAUAAAGGUUAAAGCUAUUUUUGGAGCUCUAAGUGCAUUGAUAAUGAAGUACUGCAAUGUAGCCUCCAGUAUAAUGUGCAAAAUUCACUUUAUUAGUAUUAAAUAAACAUACAAAAACAGAGGGUCAGCAAGAUUGCAUUCCCAGACCCAACACGUUUUGUGUGUGUACAGACUUGUAACCCUACAGCUUUCCCCUUUACAAGCUGAAUAUUGCAUAUUAUCCUAGACUUACUGCAUGGCAUUGAGUAAUACUGAUACUAGUGUCAUACACAGCUCACCUCCCAGGUGGGAUGUGACAUACCUCAUCCUCCUGGUUAAAAUUGACUUGAAUGCCAGCUUAGCCAAUAUUUCUGCCCAACCGGGCCAGCUCCUGACCCCAACCCACACACCACCACCAACGCAGUAUCUGCAACAGAAUGAAGUAGGCUGCAACACUCCCUGGGAAAACUGACUGGGCUUGUUAAGCCUGAUGGCAACCUAAGAGACCAUUUUUCACACUAGAGACGAUUUGAGCUCUACCCCACGUGAGUAGGACUAUAGUAGACUCUGUUGUCGUACAUACCAUCUCUUCCUAGACGUAUCGCCUGUCAUCUGUCUCUUUUUCCCCACAUACGGAUCUAAAGACCAAUACUUCCCUACGUAUCCUACAAGCGUGGAUUGUACCGCUGUAUGCCAUCCACACUAGAGCUGGUUUAGCUCUACUACACGUGAGUAGGAUUUCGAUAGAUGUCUUCUUCCUGCAAUUCAAUACUUUGCAUCAGACAUAUUUGCACUAUUACUUGUUUCUCUCUUUACAUAUGGAUCCUGAAAGCCGCCUUCACUUGACCCAUAAAGAGAACAUUCCUCUACACAAGUCGCCAGUGCCCCAUAAGGCCCACCUUGAGACUUUGUUCUGGCACUAUUUAUUUGGACUUUGUAUAUUUUAGCUGGACCAUAGCCAGCUUUGGCGCAACCUUUUCCUAUAUUGAUCUCUUUGUGUUACUCAGUUCUGAUAUUGGGAAAUCACACACAUAUAUUUAUCUUGGAUUUUUCAUAGAAACCCCUUUUUAUCCUAUUUACGAAUAUUGAAUGGGAUACUUUGUGCCUUGUGGAUUCCAAGCUGCAAGUUUGUUUAUUUUAGUGAUAAAAUUUACUGGUUUUUGUUUUUGUUUUGUUUUUUUAGUUUAAAAUUUCUCGAAGCCCUGCUGGACAUCCCUUUUGUUAAAUGUUCCCUUACUUUUUAGGUUACAGUUAAGCUAUUAUUUGCAAUUGUUUUUUUUUUUUUUAUUUUGUUUUACUUCUUAUGUUCUUAUGUACCCAUCAACCCUCCCGACUUCAUUUUUGCUUCAGACCCUUAUUGACAUGCUAAUUCUUAACCUCUGCUCUUAUGUACCCAUCAACCCUCCCGACUUCAUCUCUGCUUCAUACCUUUGACAUGCUAAUUCUUAACCUCUGCCAUUCCACCUCUCCGAUCUAUCGCCACAUCAUUUGAAUACUUUGUUAUGUAAUUUCUAGAAUUGUUUUCCUUUUGUUUGUUUUCCUUUUUCGCAUUAUUCUUUUUCACCCUUAGAAGAAGCUUGUUUUUCCUCCUUCCAAACCAUGACCAUAAAAUCAUUCCUGUUCAUCAAUUCCCAUCUCAGAAGAGAUUCUAAAACUGAGAAUUGGCAAAAGCUUAGCAAUACCUCAGUUGCUUGCCCUUUGGUGAGUCUUUGUUCCGAUCUCCACAAUGUUUUUGCACACUUGUGCCAUUACAAAGAGAACCUGUGCCGUUACAAAGAGAACCUAUACCAUUUGCAUAUUAGACUGAUCCCACCCAUAAGGGCAGUACAGAACUGAAAUGCUAGCAAGUCCCCUCUGCACGAGAGAUUCAGCAACUUCAGACGAUUGUUUCGGCUUGCUUUGGGCCUUGUCUGCAAGAUGUAGUUGAUAUCAUCAUAAGGCCUUGUGGCACAAUAUAUUGUUGUUUUUUUUUUUUUUUUGUCAAAUACUUAUUUCUAUUCCUCGGUGACCCCUUUUGAAGGAGUUAUGGAAUUAACAUUUAUUACGACAACUUGGGACUCCGAAAUUCACGUCUUUGGAUCCAAGCAAUGAACAAAUAUAUGAAAUCCAUAUUUUGAAAAAAGAGGGGUGCAUUUGUGAUUGACCUGCUGCAAUUAACACCCCUCCCCCCUCAUUCUAUGACCCUGCGUUUGGUAUUUCUCUAGAUUUGCAAUAUUAGGUCGCCCUCACCUUUACGUAAAUAAAGCCUUAUUCGGUGAUUGUCCUAUAUUGGUAAUGCACUUCAUCCUGUGACAAAGUUAGGAUUUACUCUUUAUUAUUUCACACAGAAGAGGUGUAUUUAUUAUUAUUUUUUAUUUUUUUUCUUGUUUGGUGCGGGACGGAGUAACAGACUUGUUAUCUUUAUUCACUUGGUCGGAGAAUUUUGUUUGAUUGCACUUUCAUUCUGGUGGAUUGAAGCUACUUUUUCUGCACCUUCUUAUUGACCAACCCUCUGCUUAUUUGGCCCCCUCUUCAUGAUCCUCAAUGGAACAUGCCAAUACCGUUUUCUCACCAAUGCAUAUUCUAGCUUAUUCCGCACUGUAAAAGACUACGGAAAAUCAUUUACUACAAGGACUAUAAGUCCCUGGUGGAAACCACAAUGCUGUCUUUUUUAAUAGCCCACUACUUUUACAAAGUGAAGGGCCAUGGUAUGGAUCCAACUGCCUUCUCUUGGUGAUUUAGAAAAUUACCAGAGGUACUUACUUAAGAAGGGCUCUUAUGAAUUUGACACUAGAUUAGAAAAAUAGCUUUAAGCAUUUUAAGGAUCCCUUGCCAUCAGGAUGCUUAAAUCACCCUAUGUGGCUUAAAUGUGUUACAGCUUGGAUAUUAAGGUACAUUUUCUCCAUAUAUGGUGACCUGGUGCUCGGAGCACCUGAUUUCAAAACCUUGCUGCACAUUAAUUUGAUGUGUUCAAAUGGAUUGCCCUUCUUAAUAGAAAAUUCCUGUUGUACUAAUCUUUAAAGUCCUUGUGUGACGGGUUGAAUGUGCUUUGUGAAAAAUUUAAGGAAGGUUAGAACAGGUUAAUUGUAAACUUACUGAUGAUCACUUGGAUUUCAACCCUACCAAACCACUUUUACAUCAUACUACCAUUUACAAGAAAGCUGCAAAACUUACACUAUUGUCUGUGGUGAAGACAAUUCUUCUGUGUAAAUGGAUGGAUGGGUUUGGGAGGUGGAAGAGGUCUGUUUCAUGUAAAGCAGGGCUGUCCAACCUGCGGCCCCCCCAGAUGUUGCUGAACUACAACUCCCAUGAUUCCCUGGCUAUCUGUUUCAUUGAAAGAAUCAUGGGAGUUGUAGUUCGGCAACAUCUGGGGGGCCGCAGGUUGGACAGGCCUGAUGUAAAGCUUGCCAUCCCACUCUAAAGCAGCAAGAGUCAUUAUAAAUCCUGGAGUUUUUGGAUUAUGUUGCCUUUGAUAGGGUUAUUGACUAUACAGUUGUUUGGUUUUCCCCAGGACUAUGUAAUAGCGAGUAUAGUAUGCUUAUUUUAUAUAUAAUAAAAAUAUGGUGUGUUCUAUAGAGUCUUUUAUGUACCCAUGGCUUGAUGUGAUCUGCAUUUUGAUGUGAUUGUAUUACUGGUCCCAGUAUUAAAUUGGUUUAGUUCCUAUUACUUUACCCUUUAUGACAUUUGAUGUUUUCUAUGUUGCUAGCACUUGUUUUUCUCUUCACUCAACCUUUGACACUAGAGUCUGUUUUGUGUAGGUCUCAAAGACCAUAUGACAGUCAUUUAAAAAAAAAUAAUAAUAAUCUUGGUAAAAUCCAUGGCAAAGACCAAUACUAUGAACUUUCACAAAACCUGAUCACCUUGGCUUCGUACAAUUGUGACACAAUUACUGAUCUGGCUUGCACUGCUAGGAUUUUUUUGGCUUGACCUCGUGUAGUCUGUGGUAUGGCCAACCACAAGCUACACCCUUCUGAGGGUUUCCUACAUGACUCUACACAGCCUCCACUGACAUCUGGCAGAGCCACUUGCGACUUCUUGAACCCUUCUGUUUUGGAUUUAUAUUGCUUUCCUCUCUCCCUUCAAUUCUCUUUAAUCCAUGUUCAUCGCGCUAACCACCUUAUUCAAAUCUAACAUAACAUUUUAAAUAAAGGCAAACCUCAUGCCUACCUGUUCCUAUCAUUUUGUUGCUCCUUACUCCCUCCUUCCUUCCCCUGCAUGUUUUACUAUAUUUUAAAAUAUACACAGUUCUCGUAAAAAUGUUAAAGCGGCCCUGUCGAGACAUUUUCCCCCAUCCCUGUCUAUGCCUCACCCUAACCCCCAAACCCUCCCAACGAGAUUUAGUAGACUUGUAACUGGCGCUACUUAUUUCUUAUUUUCAUUCCUGACAGGUUUACAUUCAUGGUACCAACAUUUUAGCGCUUCCAAGAUGGUGGUUGCAGGAAAUCUCCAACCCUGCUGUCCCUAGGGCAUGCCUGAUAUUGCAAUGCUAACUGAAGUAAAACACUGGAAGUAGGGAUGUACAAUAUUGACAUUGAAUGUGGAGGCUGACUAAAGCUCCAACUUUUGUCAACUUGCAGGUUAUACAUAAGAAAAAGUAGCCCCUAUUUUUCUUAAGGUAUAACUUUUAAAAAGAUAACUUAAAAAUAAACAGCCUGGCUUAUGUGCUCUGGUAGAAUCGUUUAAAUAAAACAAAACAAAAAAUUAAAAAGAUGCUUUCUAAAUCAACACAAAACCAAAAAAUGUAUGUGAAAGUUGACCGGAGCAUUUAAAUGUCAAUCAUGGAUGGCACUCUUCCACCAGGCAAUCGCAAGUCUUCACAUAGCACAUCUCAGACAAAGUUGGCAUUGAUGUUUUCCCUUAACACUGUGCCAAAGAUGGCGAAAAUGACUAUUAUUUGAACCCCAGAUUUUUUUGGGUCCACCUAUAUUGCAAAGGUAUUACAUGGUAUUGAGAUUCUGCCACUCUUGUCCGUCAUGAGUACACCUCCGAUCUGUUACCCCCAAACGAUGUCUUCUAAUUUAGUUGUGUGUGUGUUUAUUUAUUUUUUUAUUGCUGUCAUCAGGUUUGACACUUCAUGCUCUUUGCUGAGGCACGUAAAGGAAAACGCUCACUGUUUUUGUAUUGGCCUCUUUCCUGAAUUUUAUAAGUUCAUGCUUAUUUUCUGUAGGUCUGUUUACCUUUUAUUGUUAUUUAUAAAAAUUGUGCAGAAAUUCUCUCUGCAACUUUCUAUCUCUAUCCAGAAUGUCAAACAUUGUGAAUUAUAUUGGAUUGGUAUCUGCCGUUACUGAUCCAAGGUCACUUAUACUUGGAUGUUCACUUACUUGUUCUUAAUUUUAGCUCUUGCUCUGUAAAUUUAAUCUCACACACAGGAGGCUCCUGCAAGGACUAGUAAGCUUUUAACUGAGCAAGAGAUAAUUAAAAAUUUAAAGAAAUUUGCAAUAAAGGAAGUGUAAACAUUCGCUCUGACAUUACAGGAAGUGUUUAGAAAGGCUGUGCAAGUCACAUGCAGGGAGGUGUGACUAGGGUUGAUUUAACUCCUAAAUGGCAGAGAACUGAGCAGUGAGACUGCUGGGAGAUGAUCUAUACACCAAAACUGUUUUUCUUUAAGAUAAAGUUGUUUUGGUGACUGUAAUGUCCCUUUUAAAGGGACACUAUAGGCCUCCGGACCACUUUAGCUCAUUGAAGUGGUCUUGGUGCAGUGUCCCUAUUGCACUUAUUGCUGCAAAGUAAAACAUUGCAGUACUAAGUCUGCCUCCAGUGGCUUUCUACCUUGCAGCACUGACAUUCAGUGACUCUAACCUCUGCAUGGAGACACUGAACUUUCCUCAUAAAAAUGCAUUGAUUCAAUGCAUCGCUAAGAGGUGAUGCUGAUUGGCCAGGGUAAUGUUUGGCAGACCCCAGCCCGCCUUCUUGGUUGAGAUCACUUAUGAUGAUGUCCGCCAAGGAGGCAGAUCAGGGUCAGAGCCAACACCAGCAGUCUGGAAUAAAGGUAAGCUUUUACUAUAUUUAGGGGGCAAGGGAGAGGCGGGGGAGAUGGGGCGGGAUUAGAUAGUAAUUGUAACAGUAUAGUGUCUGGAAUACGUGUUUGUGAUCCUGACCCUAUAGUGUUCCUUUAAUGUGCUCCCUUUGUAUAGAAGUCCGUAGUACUUGAUAUCGUUUUAGCUUUGCGUACUAUAAAAGAAAAUAUAUUUUUAUGUGGUGGGUUUUGUAUAGAUGUAUAAAAGUCAAGGCUGACAUGUUCAAUUCUUUCUAUACAUAUUUUUUUCUUUUCUUUUCAAGAUUUACUAGAGAUAUUUUUCCCAGUAAAGAUGUUGUACAGGAUGAGUUUGAUGAGCGGGUGGUGUGUCUAGAUAAAUGUAAGUACUGACUUUUUACAUGCUUAUACAUAGCUUAACUAACAAUGGGGCAAAUUUGCCUUCAGGUAAUAUAUAUCCUAUUUUUCUUUCUACUGUCAGUUACUUGUGACCUGCAAUUCAAGAUGGAUACAGACCGGUUUGGGGGGCGCCCGCUCUUAAAUUACACAUUUCCCUCUUUGUGGUCUGGGUCUAGAGCCACUCAAGGAGUGACAAAUGGGAAGGCAUACUUUGAAAUAAAGGUAAGUCUAUUAUACACCAUUCCCUUUCUUUUGUCAAUCUAUUUUUUAUUUUCCAGAAGGCCAAAAAUAAAGGUUGUGUAGUGGUCACGAUGCCAGGAUUGCCAUUGCACCCUCCUAGAGUAAUCUAUCAAACCAAUUUAGAAUGAUUUGAUAACCUACCUAGGUAUCCAGCUGCCUUUGCCAUAUCUGGUCUUCUCCUGCAGGGGAAUUCAGAUGUCUUCAGUGAGAUAGGCAGGUCUGAUACAGGACUUGAGCCCAUUGGCUCAGAGUGCUCUGCUGUCUCAGCCAAUUAGCUUGGCCUGCUUUGCUUAGUUGAGCAGAGCUGUGGUCAGAGUGGAAUAGAAUGGAAAAUUGCUUAAACUGUUUUGGUUAUGGUGCUUGGCGUAAAAACUACAAUUUCUCUUUUUUUUUUUUUUUUUUCUUCUUGGAGUUACAUAUUUAGUUUAACACCAUUUUUUUACUGACUGUACCAGGAUGACAACACAGAUGUUUACAAGUGCUUAACUUAUAAAACGAUAGUGUUGCACUAGAAUCACAUGCAGUAAGUUAUUUUAUUUUACCCCUAAUAAAACGUAGUGUAAGAAGUGAAAAUGUAUUUGAAAGAAACAUACAGUGCAGAUCGUACUGAACAAGUGCAAUCUGCUGGAUAAUUUAGUUAAUAAACUCACAUUUAUUAGAGCCCAAAUUAUAGGGCUCAAUCAUUUUGCAGAUGUGCUCUUGAGGCAGGAGCCGACCUCCUUUUACUGCUAAUAUUUCUCACUAUACAACCAAGCAUUCUGCUCUCAGAAAAAAACUGAAAUAUAGAUAGAAUAUAAUAGUGUAUGUCCACAUGGAGAUGUUUAAAGUGAUGUGAUUAAAAAAAGAAAAAGAAAAAAAACUCUCACCUUUUCUAGAGACCCAUAAAUCUGACUCUAAGGUACAAAUGCCUAGUGUCAGAUUGCGGGAUGACACUCCCCGACCAAUGGUCUGGAACAGUAGGACAACCAGCGGUCCUAAAGGCAAUUAUUUAUUAACACUACUUAAAACAACAAACAUUAAAAGCUAUUUAAACAACAAACAAAUAAUAAGUGCAUUUAUCAAGUUAUGGUAAUUCAGUCUUGCCAAGAUGCGUUUCACUGGAUAUAGCUUUCUCAGUUGGCAAUGAUAAAGUCCAGGUCCAAGUGUCUCUAUUUAAAUGAUCGUGCCUAAUUGGUUAUUGUGAUCACAUGGUGUGGUGUAACCAAUGAAAGUUCAUAUGGGCAUCCUGCCCUCACUUUUUGCUUCCGGACCUUUGCCUCUAAUAUCAAUUCUAGUGGCCGAAAGUGAUGCCAUUUGCCCUGCGCGGCAGCCAAGGUUGAUAUAUAUUGUUGGACAAUAAACCAGAAAAAUAACCAAAAAGUGCUUCACGUGAAAUAAAUAACAGCUCUACACAAAAGUGUGGGAUACCCUCUUUCCCACACACUGCAAACAAACAUACACCUUCUCGUUGUCUAAAAAAAGUACACGUAUAGUGAAGCGCUAAAGUGCAGUAACAAUAGGGGGGUGACUUUCCUCACAUAUAUAAACCGAUAUACUGGGUGGUGUAUCCAGUACAUAAAAAAAGAAAUUAAAAAAACAAACAAUAGAUGGUAGAGCCUAUAUAAUUUGGAUCCAUAAAAAUCGCAGUUAUGCUUUUAAGGCAGAAUCACACCUCUCCUUCAAUGCACAGUAUCUUCCCAAGAAGGAAAAAAGAACAGGACUGCCAAUGUGUAAAAUAACCAAUAUAAAAUUGAUAAAAUGUAAAGGCAGGUAUUGAGCUCACCUUUUUCAGAGCUUAAGUCCUGGCUCUGAGAUAUGUAGUGCCACUAUAAAGGGGAUGGCACUUUACCCGAAGAAGGUUCCUGAGGCUGUAGAGGACUCUUAAAAUACUAUAGUAAUUUAUUAACAAAAAAAUAUUAAAACUGUAACUGUCUACACAUGUUGCUUUUAUACAUAAUAUUACUACAAUAUAGUAUUUGCGUUGAAGGAGAUGUGUGAUGUUGCCCUAAAAGCAUAACUGCGAUCUUUACGGAGCUAAUUUAUAUAGGCUUCACCACAUGUGAGUGAUUUGACUACUCCGGGGUUAUACUCUGCAAUAGCAACUGCCAUCUGCACUAUAUAAUGGGUUUUUUUUUGUUUGUUUUUUUAUGUAUUGGAUACAUCCCCUGGUAUAUCUGUUUAUAGUUAUCCCUAUUGUUACUUCACUUUAGCGCUCCACUAUAGGUGUAAUUUUUCUUAUACUACCAGAAGGUGUGUUAUGUAUAUUGUUGACCUCGGUACCUGGAAAUUACGUAUCACUACUAUCGAAACAUCAUAAUAUGUGUUUGACACAAGUUAUACAUUUUUAUUCAUUAAAGAAACGAUCCAUAAUACCUAGAGCACAUGAGCUUUUUUAUAAAACAAGGUUGCACUCUCAAAACUGUGAGACAAGUUGAAGCAUAAAGCGAAAAGCUAUGUUCUGCGUCCCAGUGCUACCUUAUGUGAAACAAGACAACCGGCUAAUCUAUACAUAUUGAAAAAUCAUAUGACCAGAAAUUUUUGUUUUUAUUAGUGGAAUACUAAGGACCACUUUUUCAGACAACAAUCAUUUGUAGUGACAUAUUACAACAUUAGAUUUAUAGCUGCUUACCUUUAAUAUGGUUUCCAUCUUUUGAAGGGAAUAUAUUCUUAUUUACAUUGCAAAAAAAACCAAAUGUAUUCAUGUUUAUGGUUUGAGAUGGCUAUUCUGUAACUAUUAUGCUAAAGAGUUUAUCUUUUGCUGAAGAGAUCUGGUGAGUGACUUAUAUAGUAUGAUAUGAGUUGCAUAAACACUGAUAGAAUCUGAAGUUUGUCUGUUUGUUGUUCAUGGAUGGCACAUGCUUGCUUGUCCUGAUCUUUCCUGUCAUCCUAAUGGCUAACAAAACCUCUUGUUUAUUUCCACAUUAGAGAACUGUGAAUCUUCCACUAAAAGAUGGUUUUUCCGAAUUCCCAUUGCUACGUGUUGGAUGGUCUGUUGGCCAGUCGGGACCUCAGUUAGGUAAUUUCAUGGAUUGAGGUCACCCAUGUUAUGUUGUUGCACAUGAGAGCCCAUGAAGGAGCAAUUACAUGAGAUUGAUGUUCAUUCUAUAGGAUAGGUAGAACUCCCAUUCCUCCAAGAAGGUUGAACCUUUUUAUUUUUUUAUGCUUUGGCGUUACAUACAUUCUGUAUAUCUAAAGUUGGGCUUUGGGAAGUAGAAACCAGCUACUGGUACUUUUCAGUCAUAACACAUGAUUUGGUACAAAAAACAAAAUCUCUAUUUAACACAGUGCUCCAUUGUUAAGGGUAUCUGCUGGAAAGCAGGAUUAAGUCAGAAACAGUGGUGACAGUCUUCUCAUUUGCAUGUUUAUCUGGGAAUUGUGGGAUAAUUGUGGAAAAUGAUUUCUUGUAAUAUAUACGCCCAAUGCAGACUUCCCAAUGUCUAGUUUGAUAUAUACGGGUCUUGCAGUGUAGUAAUUUUUCUAUCUGCAUCUAAUUGUGAUAAGUGUUAUCAUAUUUGCUUUCUUUGCUUUCACCAAAAAUUUGCACAUAUACACUGCUGUAUCUACAUCUAUCCUGGAGCUCCAUCCUCCAUCUUGGAUCCCUGUCAUGCAUAGUUAUGUUGUUUUUUUUUUUUUAGCAUGUACAAUAUGUGCCCUGGGUGUGCCUGUACUCAACUGGAUUGUGAUAUCAAUUGCCAAAUCUUUAUUGUUCAUUUUCAAGAAAACAGUGCAUCACACAAAGGGGGAAAAAAAGCAUUGAUGCAAUUUGUGUGGCUUUUAAUGUUUUAAUCAGUGAUUUAAUAGAGGUGACCAUUACACUUUAGUCCUGGGAUCACAUCUUUAUUCUAGUAAGUCAGGGGAAUCUUGCUGGAGAGUUGGUGCAUUCACUAUAGUAAAUAGGAGUUGUUAGGUUUUUAGCAUUGUGGUUGAGUGGAGAAGGCAGUCUCUACUUUCCGGGUGAGGGUAAAAGGGAAAAGUCCUCAGAUGUGGACAAACCUACCGAUAUAAAGUGUAGUAUGUCAGAUAUUGGUUGAAUAUAAAAAGAGAAGAUAUAUUUACAGUGUAUAGAAAGGCCGUUAAAGGACCACUAUAGUGCCAGGAAAACAUACUCGUUUUCGGGCUGGAUGGAGAGGAAGGGGUUAAACUUAACUCUUUCUCCAGCGCCGGGCGGCGCUCUCCUCCUCCUCGGCUGAAUGCGCAUGCGCGGCAGGAGCUGCGCGCGCAUUCAGCCAGUCCAUGAGAAGCAUUCACAAUGCUUUCCUAUGGACGCUGGCGUCUUCUCACUGUGAAAAUCACAGUGAGAAGCACGGAAGCCCUCUAGCGGCUGUCAAUGAGACAGCCACUAGAGGCUGGAUUAACCCUAUUAUAAACAUAGCAGUUUCUCUGAAACUGCUAUGUUUAUAAAAAAAAAAAAAGGGUUAACCCUAGAAGGACCUGGCACCCAGACCACUUCAUUAAGCUGAAGUGGUCUCGGUGCCUAUAGUGGUCCUUUAAGUAAACUUGUCAUAAUAAGCUCAUGUAAAACGAAAACUUUUCCUUAUGCACUAUUUAGGUAUAGUGAGAAAUCUUUGGGAACACUUGCCUAACUCUAACAUGCUGGCUUCAUUGCCAGCUAAGUGGCAUCCAAAUAGAGCUGUGAAUCUUCUGAUAUUCCUCAAAGCAUGAGAUGUGCUCAUCAGUUGGACAAACACAGCAACUAUGUUAUGUUAUCACAGUGACCGAAAGCAGAGGAACCAUCUGUAGGAGGGUUCUCCUGCUCUCAUUUCACUCAGUUCCUGGCAUAGUUGCUGUGCCAGAUUGACAGAUUCACUUUGUUGUCCUGGACCCUUAGUUAUACAUAUCAAAGGGCAGCAUAUAAAGAAUGUUCUGCUGUGUAUUGAUCUCAAAUGCCACAGGUAGCAAAUUGGUGCAUUAAUCAAACCGGAUUCCUACAGUACAUGAUAGCAUCUCACUACAGCGAGUUCGAUGUAAUAUCUGUGGACAGUCACCACACAGCAUAGAAUUAUCACUAUACAAUUUCUACCUUUCUAUUUUUAUCUCCCUCUGUAGGGGAGGAUGACCUGUCUUUUGCUUAUGACAGCCGAGGCUUCAAGGCUACCAAUUCACAUUUUGAAAUUUAUGGGAAAACCUUUAGAGAGUACGAUGUGAUUGGCUGCUAUGCUGUAAGUUAUCCCUCUCGAAAUUCAAAAGAUAAAGGUUUUUUUAUGUAAUGUAGGUGUGAGAGUGUAUGUUUUUGUAUAUAAAAAUGAGUAUCCGAUUUAGAGACCUGCUGCAUAAUUUCAGUUUCAGCAAUUUGUGACCACUGUAAUUUUUUUAAAGAUGUAACUAUAUUCUAUUUCUUUGGCAGGACUUGGAAGGUGCUGAAAUAAAGCUAUCAUUUUCCAAAAAUGGAGUAGACCUUGGUCAGGCCUUUGUUUUGGAAAAGAGUUCUCUUGGAGACAAAGCACUUAUACCCCAUGUGAUAUGCAAAGGCUGUGAAUUUCAGGUUAACUUUGGACAGAAGCUUCAACCAUGGCAUCAGCCACGUAGUGGAUUCAAAUAUCUGCAAGACAUGACGUCACAGGAGCUGAGACGAACAUCCCCUGUGCCAAAAUCGAUAGAGGAAUGUGAGGUAUGUCACAAAGUGGUAUGAAAAUGAGAUUGUUAUAUUACACUAAAAAGAUGGCUGAACUCAAAAUCCUAAUUUCCCACGGGACUAAUGGUGCUCACCUCAAAGGACCCUUUCCUGGUUAGGGAAACUUCUUAUAUGGAGACCCUGCUUUAUUAACUGCAAUUCCCAUCAGUACAUAUGCUAUGGCCGUAUCUGCUGACCUUCUACUCAUGUGUGUCCAGGGUACCCUUGACAACUCCACUACACCUUCUACUACACCAGAACUGCCAACAGGUCAAUAGUGCUUCCAAGUAGAAAUAAAGAGCCUGGGGGAAGGUGACAGAGGAUAUGUACCCUUGAGCAGAGGGCUCUGCCCAUUAUAUUUAUUUUUCUCAUUUAUAUAGGUUCAGUAUUGCGUUUCUUACUUUUGAAUUGUAAGGUGCAACUAGUAAUCACAGCAUCAUCAUCUGUUGGAGACUAUAUAUGGUGACAUUGUGGUCUUCAGGGGAGAUUUGGAGGACCGUUAUCCCGAUUAGGCUAAACUAGAUAAAUAUUGGAUUGGUCUGUUAGAUAACACAAUUUGGUUUUGUUUCCGCAAGGAAAAAAAGAAGAAAAAAAAAACUUGUAUGCAAAAAGUCUUACACUAGUAUAACAGAACACAGGAAGACUGAGAUUAAAGGGUUGGAUGGUACAAGAUCUACACCACACAACUAGGUUAUUUAAGAUAGACCAGAGAAACCUAUAGGUAUUGUAGUGAUCCACUUCUUUCCCCGGAUAGAUCCGCAUGGGGCUUUCUGUGACCAACUUUCCCCGCUUCAGCUACAGCGUUAUAGGCCCUUAGGCCAACACCGAUUUGCAAAACUAAUGUCAUACUAUGUGGUUUUCAAGCCUGGAGAGGGACACUUAUGUUCUGGCAGAGUAGGGCUCUUGGAGUCCCUUGAAGGGCCAUUGUUGGACUGGUAGCGGGUUUGUCCGAGCUCAGCUAGACUCACUAAGGAGAUACUGGUCUCCUCCACUAACCCCCGUUGGCCUUGGUGUUUUGAGACAGGUGGUUGAGAUUUCUAGGCUUGAUUUAGGCUCAGUCACUAUCACUCCCCUACACUCUUCUAACCAAGGAGAUUGACAGUGACUGUUGUACUUUUUUUUUUUUUUGGUACUCCCCAGUCAAUUCCCUGAUUGUUUGGUCAUACCACGCAAGGGACCUGACAUGCAUGGAGUCUGGCACAAGGUUCGUGUCUCUACUCUUUACUUCAAUCACAAACCCCCACAGAGUUCCCGCUGUCCAUAAGUAUAUGGGAGAAAUUUGCUGGGAAAACGAUGUGCGAUCUGACGCACUAUUGCUCAGUUUCCAGUAAGGCUAAGGAAGCCGCUUAUAAUCUUCUGACCUGCUGAUGCCAGACACCACGAUACAAUAUUAAAAAAUGUAUCCCACAAAUUUGGGGUUUUGAUGCACAGAGGAGGUGGGGACAUUCCUUCACAUAUGGUGGGAAUGUACACUGAUUCAGCCAUACUGGAGUACCAUUCAUAUCAUGCUUACCAAAUUUUCAGAUGAUCCACCUAUUUUUAAGGCGGCUGGAGGCUACUGCAUCACACUACAGUAACGAAGGCAAGGUCACGAUCACAAUCCGCAUACUGAAUGUAGCUAAGCAGAUUAUACCUCAGUUCUGCAAAACAAUCAAUCAGUCCACUACUAAAAGUCUAGUUCACACAAAUGGAAGUGUUAUGCUCAACAGAGGAAUUCUAUUUUGGAGCCACUGAGAAGAUAAAUGUGUACUUAAAGGACCACUAUAUUGCCAGGAAAACAAACUUGUUUUCCUGGCACUAUAGGGUCUUUAGGUCCCGUCCCCCCCCCCACCUUCAGGGUCCCACUCCCGCCGGGCUGGGGAGGAAGGGGUUAAUCACUUAUCUUUCUCCAGCGCAGGGGAUCUCUCUUCCGACGUCGGCGCUGAAUGCGCAUGUGCAGCAAGAGCCGCGCGCAUUCAAUCAGUCAAUAGGAAAGCAUUUCCCAAUGCUUUACUAUGGACGUCUGCGGCUUCUCACUGUGAUUUUCACAGUGAGAAGCGCCUCUAGCGGCUGCCCAUGAGACAGCCACUAGAGGCUGGAUUAACCCUAAUGUAAACAUAGUAGUUUCUCUGAAACUGCUAUGUUUACAGCUGCAGGGUUAACCCUAGAUGGACCUAGCACCCAGACCAUUUCAUUGAGCUGAAAUCUCGGUGCCUAUAGUGGUCCUUUAACAAUUUGGUCAUGCUGGUUACUGACCACCUCUAAAGAGGACUUCCAGACGAGGCUGAGUUGAGGACAGCUGACUCUAAAUAUAUAGAGGCAGACAGGUAAAGGACAAGAUAUCACUUUCAUACCAACAUAGAACAGGUGCUCUGGCAGGGGGCCUGGGUAUGCGGUACUACUGCCAUUGGUGUGGUCAGUUUAAUCAUGGCCUUAUCUCCUGUAUCAUGCCUAUUGUGGGGCAGUGGACUUGCUUGUGGAAUGUUUUGAACCCAGGCAAACAUAAAUAAUUUUGAAGUAAACGUUGUACGUUUUGUGUUUCUGAUUUCUUUAAAACUAAACAGUCAUGUUGCAUCUGCAAGUUUCUUUGCACAACAAAUGUCAACUACAUGUAUAAAAGAGACUUUUGUUGGAAAAACAAAAUGAAGAUCAACAAACAUUAAUUUCCCAAAAGAUUAAUCAUUUUGUUUCAUUUAUUCUUAUCAGUUACUGAUGAUGGUUGGGCUUCCUGGUGCAGGAAAGACAACUUGGGUUCAAAAACACAUGCAAGAAAACCCAGAUAAGAAUUAUAUACACCUUUGUAUAGACCGACUUAUACCACAAUUGAAGGUAUGAAGCAUGGAGUAUGGAAUAGGUAUAGGACAACAUGUGAUAUGCAUACAGUCUCACUUCUCAUUUCUAUACAGACUGCUGGACCUGAGCCUUUUGAGGAGAACUCCAAAACCAGGGAUCGUUUGAUAAAGGUGGCCACACAAUGUCUAAACCGUCUCAUAGCAAUUGCUGGCCACCGAAGAGGAAAUUAUAUACUUGAUCAGGUGAAAAUAUUUCUGUUCAUUUCCCCUACCCCACUGUUUUUUUUUUAAUUUAAAUUUUUUUUAUCGUAACCACAGCUGGUUUCCCUAUUUACCACUAUAAGGUCUCUUAAAGCAUAUAGUUUACCAGGGCUUACUGUACAGGGGUGCUCGGGUGGGUUUUGGGGGGGCUAGGGGUCCUGUGGGGGGUGAGGGGGAGGCUAGGGGUGCUCUGGGGGGGAAGAUACAUUUAAAAAAAAAAGGGGAGGGGAAAGGUAUAUUAAAUCUGUACCCCUCCCUUCUUCUUACCUUUGGUGAAGGGGGGGUGGGGGGGACACUGCCAUCCCUGGUGGUCCGGUGGUGGUAAGUGUGACCGGGAAGCAGCUCUCCUGUCCUCCCGCACGAUGCUGUGUGGAGCGUUGCCAUGGGAACGCGCGGCAACACUCCACACAGAUUGCUCGCGGGAGGACAGGACAGCUGCUUCCGAGAUCCCUCUCCCUGCUUCCGGUCCUCUCAACAAGAAAGCAGAGUAGGCAUCUGCCGUUUUGGGAAGAUAGGUGCUUACUCUGCAUUGAUGGCCGCGUGCCCACAGAGGGCCCGGCGUGCCACAGGUUCGCCAUCACUGAUAUAGGCAAUGCCUUGACUUGGUGUCACACUAACCUAGGAUUAGAUGGCAUCUUAAAUCUAAACAUCAUAUUCACUGACUCUUGGUAAGUGAUCAUUUAGUAAAGAAACAUUGUAUGAGAACCAAUAUGUUCCACUUCUAGUAACUUCUCCCUUUGCAAUAUCUCUUAAAGACAAAGUACACCGUUUAAGAAAUACAACUUUUUAUUCUAAGAACUUGUGAUAUUUUCAUAUGCCCAUAACACUAACCUUUGUCAUUCUUCACUUUAUUUAUUCCUUCUUCAGUGCACAGUAUAUGAAGGUGCUCAAAAAAGAAAGCUGAAGUGGUUUCCUCAUUUCAUCCGUAAAGCCAUUCUGGUGGUCCCUAAAGAAGAAGAAUGGAAGAGGAGACUGGCAUUACGCAAAGAGGAGGGAGAGAUCUAUCCAGAGCCUAUCCUUUUAGACAUGAGAGGUAACAAAAUACUACGAACAGAAAUGUUAUUCUCUAGUAAUCAUUAUUGUCCCACAUUCAUUUAUAUCCUAAACAUUCUAAUACCCCAGUGCCCCCUCCUGCUCUUUUCCCACUAUAGGUAUAAUUACCUGACAUCUAAUAUUUUAGUGCCCCCAUAUUCUGGUUUCCAAGCAAGGCAUUAAAGGAUCACUAUAAGAUCAGGAACACAAACAUGUAUUCCUGACCCUAUAGUGUUAAAACCACCAUCAAGCCCCCCUGGGCCCGUAAUGCCUCCAUAAAUAUAGCAAAAUCUUACUGUAUUCAAGCCUGAAGCUGUAGAUCUGCAUGCUGUUUGCCUCAAAAAAACAAGCAGUCUGCUGACAUCAUCAGAAGUGGUAGCCUGAUCCAAUCACAGUGCUUCCCCAUAGGAUUGGCUGAGACUAACAAAGAGGCAGUUCAGGGGCAGAGCCAGCAUGAUUCAAACACAGCCCGGGCCAAUCAGCAUCUCCUCAUAGAGAUGAAUUGAAUCAAUGCAUCUCUGAGGAAAGUUAUGUGUCUGCAUGCAGAGGGAGGGGAUACUAAAUGUUUGAAUGCAUUUUAGGCAGCCAUGACCCAGGAAGGAUCUCUAACAGCCAUCUGAGGAGUGGCCAGUGAAGUUAUCACUAGGCUUUAAUGUAAACACUGCAUUUUCUCUGAAAAGACAGUGUUUACAGCAAAAAACCUGAAGGUAAUGAUUCUACUUACCAGAACAAAUUCAAUAAGCUGUAGUUGUUCUGGUGACUAUAGUGUCCCUUUAAGCAUUUUUAUACAUCUCAUUGGGAUUGGGAGGGACAAAAGGGGAUGAGACACAUGGAGGGACGGGAGGGGGGAUUGAGACACAUGGAGGGAUGGGGUGAUGGGGGGAUUGAGACACAAAUGGGGGGGACUGGGGGAUUAUUAUGUUAUUAUUGAUAUAGCGUCAACAAAUUCCGCAGCGCUGUACAAUGGGUGGACGAACAGACAUGUAGUUGUAACCAGACAAGUUGGACCCACAGGAACAAAGAGGUUGAGGGUCCUGCUCAAUGAGCUUACAUGCUAGAGGGAGUGGGGUAAAGUGACAUAAAAUUAAACACACAUAUGGGGGGGCUGGGGGAAUGAGACACACAUAUGGGGGGCCUGGGGUAAUGAGACACACAUAUGGGGGGGUGGCGGGGAAUGAGAGACACAUAUGGGGAGUGGGGGGAACACACAAAGUGACAGAGGUGCUAUGGGAGAAAAAGACACACACGGGCUAGGGCAAGGAGCCACAGAGUGGCUGGAAAAGGGGCAGAAGAGACAGACCUGGGCUGGGGACACACACAGAGACACAGAGGAGCUGGGGAAGGAGCAAAAGAGACAAGAGGCUUUGGCUAAAAUCUACUGGAAGUUUAGUCGACUAAAACUAAAAUAUUGCAGAUGACUAAAAUACGACUAAAACUAAAAUGGCUUUUUAGUCAAAAGACUGACUAAAACUAAAUUGAAAUUUGCCGCCAAAAUUAAAGGACCACUAUAGUGCCAGGAAAACAUACUAGUUUUCCUUGCACUAUAGUGCCCUCAGGGUCCCCCUCCCGCUGGGCUCUGGGCAGAGGAAAGGGUUAGAAUCUUAGAAACCUUUCUCCUUCGCCGGGUGGGGAGCUCUCCUCCUCCUCUCCUCCUCCAUAGCGACGUCAUCGGCUGAAUGCGCAUUCAGCCAGUCCAUAGGAAAGCAUUCACAAUGCUUUCCUAUGGACACUGGGGUCUUCUCACUGUGAAAAUCACAUUGAGAAGCACGCAAGCGCCUCUAGCGGCUGUCAAAAGACAGCCACUGGCGGCUGGAUUAACCAUAUUAUAAACAUAGCAGUUUCUCUGAAACUGCUAUGUUUAUUUAAAAAAAAAAAAAGGGUUAACCCUAGCUGGACCGAUAAACCCGUUUUGGCUUCCCAAUCAUCUGUAUAAUCUACGGAAGCACAAUUAAUAACUUCACUAUGUACUAUAUACAGGUAAGAGGUGACUUAGGCUUUCAUACCAACAUAGAACAGGUGCUCUGGCAGGGGGCCAGAGCACCCUGAAGUGCUGAAGUGGUCUGGGUGCCUAUAGUAGUCCUUUAACACUGCUUCAGAUCCGUAACUGUUGGAAGCUUGGUAUUUCACAGAACAUUCAGAUCAUGCAGUUGUUUGUAUGCAAGUCCAAUGGUAAAUUGUAUCAACAGCAAACAUGGUUCCUUGUGGCUAUUUUUGUCUCUUCAGAUUGCUUGUAGUUUGCCUUCCUAGCCAAUGGACUCUUCCACAUUUUCUUGAAUGUUUCAUUGAACGAUUUGCAUUAUUCCACAGUUUCUUGAAGUUGUGGGCAACAUUUUAAUCUUACAAAAUCUAGAGUAUGCAUCCCACUUUAUGUUCUAGUAGCAGAACAAUGGCUAUGCCUGACAGCAAAUGGGAAAAUAAUGUAAAUACCCCCUUUGCCUUGAGAACUGUCUCGUAUUUCCAUUAGACCAUAUUUGUUUUAGGGCUGCUUAGACAAGGUAAUGUGUCUGUUCUGUGGGUUUGGAUAAAAGCAGCUUCUCUGUGUCUGUCCUGUUCUAAAACCCAACUUGUUUUUGUUGAUAUUGUCACAAAAGAUUAUUUCAUUUUCUUUUUAAACUGUUAGACUGUUUUUUUUGCCCUUUGCUGUGAUGCAUUUGUUGAUCAAUAAGGAUAAGAUCUUUCACUUAAGCCUACUUUCCAGCUUACCAGAUACAAUGUGCCUAUAACAGUGUUUGUGAUUACUUAUUUAUAUUUGCUUGUUGGCAAUUGGUCUAAUGUGACAGACCAAUUUUUAAUUUAAGAAAUAAACUUUUCUGUGAAUAUUAACUACCAGGAGAUGGUGAGACUAUCUAUAUUCUCCACAUGAGUGUACCAAGUAUAAGUAUUAUAGUUUAAAGUUUAUGUAUAUUUGAAUGUUGUAUUUGUUAAUUUUUAGACAGUGCACUUCGGAACCUCUCCAGUUACACAUGUUGUGUCUUUUAACCAUAUACAGAAUUAUCAAGUAUUUAAAAAAUGUUCUGUUUAACUUUAACCCCUAUAUUUAACAAAUGAUGUCUUAUGUGACUUGCUGUAUAUAACUCUAUCCUAGAACGGAGUGCCUCCAUCUUUUCUCCUUAUUGAUCAAUGCUGAAUGCUCUGCCUUGACAUGCUCCUAUUUUCCUUAUGCUGUCAGAUGCAAUGUCGGCUUUUAAAGACUGUUUUUCUUCUUUGGCCUCUUUGUGCUUUUCUCCAGCUCAUUUCAGUAUCCCAAAGAAGAAGAUAUUACAUGUGAGCAUGGUCAUUCAUUCUGAGCUCAGUCAUGGAGAAUCUGCAACAGUGAUCUGGAAUCUCAAGAAAGAAGCAUAUGAAAAGCUGGGUCUGUUUACCAAAUAGGACUUUUUUUAUUUUGGUUUGUUUUUUUAUUUAGUUUUUUUUUUUCUGUGUUACAAAAUACUGCCCCUCAGUUUUUGAUAAUUGAAAUGUUAAUCCUUUCAUGUAUUACAAUGUAGAUAAACAGCAUGCAAGAUGCCCAUUGUUUACCGUUUCCAUGUGUUUUAUAUGAAUCCAACAGAGAGGUCUCCAUUCUAAAACCUCACAAUAAUACAUCAUAUCAUUCCCUGUAAACAUGUCCUUCUCCCCGUUCUGCUUCUCCCUCACCCUUUCGCUGUAAAAAAAAAAAAAAAAAAAAACACCUGCUAACUAUUAUACUCGCACUUCAGUUUCACCUGGAACUCAGCUGUGUCUCAUCAUCCAUUGGGUCAAGCUUGUUGGGUAGGUGGGCAUGCACCUAUCGCACUAAAAACAAACUAUGAUAUGGAACGUAGCUCCUCCAUAAUUUGUAACCAUAAGUUAAGUGGUGGGGCCAUUGGUUUCUCCCUUAUAAUGGAAUAAGACCUUUGUGCAUGUUCAAUGUAUGAAUAGUCACAGACUAUUCAAUCACCGAUGUACCGAUACUCCGUUUAGUAAAUAAAGAAUUUGAUAAAGCCAAGGGUUACAAUGUAGGUUCCAUUAUUUACUUAAUCAAGAGAAGUCUCCGCAUUAAAUCUCUGAUCAUGUUAUUAAUGCAUCUGUGUUUGUUGCUGUUAUUUUAGGUAACAUUCACAUUGUAUGUGUAUGACCCAGGUAUAUUCGUCCUUUAAUAAAGGACAGUCCAUGCACCAUAACCACCACAGUGUAUUUUUAUGGUUACAAGGAGUUGUCCUUACAAAUGUCACUUUUAAAUCCUUGCUGUACUUUCUCAAUAUCUUUCAGAGUGCCAGCUCUGUAUCACCUGUAUCAUCUGUACAGGUCAUGGAUGGCAACAAGGAGACUUCUUACCUUAAGGAGGUUUUAGAACAGAUUGACUUCUUACCUGGGUUCUGCUUAGUGCUGCUCCCUGCCUCCUCUACAGCUCAGCAAGACCCGGACGCUCCUGCUCAGAAUCUUCCAGUAGCUCUACUGAGUUAAAGUGACACUAUAGUCACCAAAACAACUUUAGCUAAAUGGUUUUGGUGUGUAGAUCAUGCCCCUGCAGUAUAACUGCUCAAUUCUCUGCCAUUUAGGAGUUAAAUCCCUUUGUUUAUGAACCCUAGUCACACCUCCCUGCAUGUGACUUGCACAGCCUUCAUAAACCCUUCCUGUAAAGAGUAAUCUAAUGUUUAUCCUUCCUUUAUUGCAAGUUCUGUAUAAUUUAGAUUUUCUUUUCCCCAUGUUAAUAGCUUGGUAGACCCUGCAAGAGCAUCCUGUAUGUGAUUAAAAUGCAAUUUACAGAGCAAGAGAUAAAAUUGUUUAAAGGACCACUAUAGUGCCAGGAAAACAUACUCGUUUUCCUGGCACUAUAGUGCCCUGAGGGUGCCCCCACCCUCAGGGACCCCCUCCCGCCCUGCUCUGGAAGGGGGAAAGGGUUAAAAACGUACCUUUUUCCAGCGCUGGGCGGAGAGCUCUCCUCCUCCUGGGCUGAAUGCGCACGCGCGGCAAGAGCUGCGCGCGCACUCAGCCCGUCGCAUAGGAAAGCAUUUACAAUGCUUUCCUAUGGACGCUUGCGUGCUCUCACUGUGAAGGCUGUGAAGGCUGUGAAACUGCUAUGUUUAUAAAAAAAUGGGUUAACCCUAGAAGGACCUGGCACCCAGACCACUUCAUUAAGCUGAAGUGGUCUGGGUGCCUAGAGUGGUCCUUUAAGGUAAAUUACAUCUGAUUGAAAAUGAAACUAGUUUGUUUUUUUUUGUCAAUCAGAGCCAGGGGAGGUGUGGCAUGGGCUGCAUAAACAGAAACAGAGUGAUUUAAAUCCUAAAUGGCAGUGAAUUGAGCAGUGAAACCUGAGAGGCAUGAUCUAUACACUAAAACUGCUUCAUUAAGCUAAAGUUGUUUAGGUGACUAUAGUGUCCAUUUAAGCCCCGUAGUGCAGGGAUAGCACAUUUACAAAGAGUGUCAGCUGAUCACUCUUAGCACUGAGCUGGCCCUGCACCGCCAGGCGUAGGCAAUGAGUGUUAAUUUAAUGGGUUGCUGUGUUUUAAAUGAAACUAUUUUGUACGCACAUUCCUGACUUUGUUUCUGCGUUAUCAUUUUUAGAUUUUCUAUGCAUAUACUCUAUAAAGAUAUUGCUAUAGACAAUUGUGUUUACGCUAUUUUCUGUUCUAAUGUUAAAGUGGAUAGCUAAUUGCUGUAAGUGGUUUAGAACACCGUGCACAAAGUUGGGUCACGUAUUCAUUUGUACAGAUUUCUAACAAUGUUUGUUAUUCUUUAUAUCUGCCUUUUCUGUUGCCCAAACUGUCAUAGAGUGGUCCACUUCCCUACACCACUGUGUCUUAACAUUUUCUAUAUUUUCCAUUGUACAGGCCCUAUUCAGAAAGACACAACUAGGAACACUUUCAAGGAGAUUUCAAAGCCACAUCCCUAUCGCCGGCCUUCACAAAUACAGCAACGUCCGAGAACAAAAGGGGUAAGAAUAAUAUGAAUGCAUGUGUUGGGUAAAGUCCUUGGGGUAUUUGUUUGUUUUUUAUUUAUUUAUUUUAAACUGCAGUGAAAUUAACAGAUUUGGGAUGUCCAAUGUAUAUUUUUUAUGAACCAAUUCUUGAAAAGUCUUUCCUUAUUCUUCCCCUCACUAUUAGGUUUUGAAGAGUUUUCGUGGACCACACCGUCCUCAACAGAAUAGGUUCACUGCACCACAGAACUACAAUCUGCAGUACAGCGAGGUACAGGUGGGAGUGUCAUUUCAUUCUAUUAAUGCUUUUUUAUACUGGAUACAUUAACCUGCAGCCAUUUUACACCUCUCAUACACUUUAUUAUUAUUCUCAUUGGUCCCAGACUGCUGUAAUAAUUUCUGUUUGUAUUUUCUCUCCAGAAUUGGCAAGACUUCAGCGGCAGGCCUCCGUACUGGAAUUACAACGGGUGGUAUUAG